Polypterus senegalus (gray bichir) is the source of this 3299-nucleotide messenger RNA. It is a transcript of the gene ppm1ba, whose product is annotated as protein phosphatase, Mg2+/Mn2+ dependent, 1Ba. Gene Ontology annotation, molecular function: protein serine/threonine phosphatase activity; manganese ion binding; magnesium ion binding. Gene Ontology annotation, biological process: negative regulation of canonical NF-kappaB signal transduction; protein dephosphorylation; positive regulation of canonical Wnt signaling pathway. Lineage: Eukaryota; Metazoa; Chordata; Cladistia; Polypteriformes; Polypteridae. The transcript has 7 exons. Bases 504 to 1934 code for a protein of 476 amino acids. The record is from RefSeq and is a predicted model, not a curated record. Gene Ontology annotation, cellular component: cytosol; nucleus.
UGAAGUCCCGCCUCUCGCGCGAGCUGAGGCAGAGCCGGAGUCCUUCAAUGGAGGCGAGCGCGUCAUCUGCAGUUCCUCUGUAGUUCAACUUCGUUCUUUUUGUGUUAUAUAUACUGCGUGUUUCUUUCUUUUCAUAUGUGCCCAUCGCUGAGCAAGUAUUAACCACUAACCACUUCUUUGACCCCCAGUCGGCUGUGACCCUAGGACAGAAUGAUUAAACGCUACGAUCAGCACGAGCUGAUCCACCGACAGCCGCUGGAAAGGGGAUCGCCAUACACAGCGGCCUCCGAGUGAAGCUGGGCCCGGGCUCGGGCCCUUAGUGGACGCACUUGGCACUGUUGUUCGGGACUCUGUUUCAAUUGUGCCCCAAAGACAUGCUGUAAAGGCCCCUGAGAAAAUUGCUUUAUGUGGAAGUUAGCGCUGAAGAAAUUCCUCUUGGAUUGACUGAAGCUUAAUUGCCUGGAAUUGCCUCCUUUGUCUCUAAACCUGUGCUGAAUCGAGUCAUGGGGGCAUUUCUGGACAAGCCAAAGACUGAAAAACAUAAUGCACAUGGCGAAGGCAAUGGUCUCCGCUUUGGGCUGAGCAGUAUGCAAGGAUGGAGGGUUGAAAUGGAAGAUGCCCACACAGCUGUGGUGGGCAUACCUCAUGGCCUCGAUGAUUGGUCCUUUUUUGCAGUAUAUGAUGGGCAUGCUGGAUCCAGAGUGGCUAAUUACUGCUCCAAGCACCUGCUGGAGCACAUCACCAAUAAUGAAGACUUCAGGGGUGCAGAGAAACCUGGAUCAUCUGUGGAGCCCACAGUAGAAAGUGUCAAGAGUGGUAUCAGAACUGGCUUUUUAAAAAUUGAUGAGUACAUGCGCAACUUCUCAGAUCUGCGCAAUGGCAUGGACCGCAGUGGCUCAACAGCAGUGGCAGUCCUGCUGUCACCUGAGCAUAUGUACUUUAUUAAUUGUGGAGACUCCAGAGCAGUGUUGUACCGCAAUGCACAGGUUUGCUUCUCCACACAGGACCACAAACCCUGCAAUCCACGUGAGAAAGAGCGCAUCCAGAAUGCAGGGGGCAGUGUAAUGAUUCAACGAGUUAAUGGCUCAUUAGCAGUCUCCCGUGCCCUUGGGGACUAUGACUAUAAAUGUGUAGAUGGCAAGGGUCCCACCGAACAGCUAGUUUCUCCAGAGCCCGAGGUUUAUGAGAUUCUGAGGGCUGAGGAGGAUGAGUUUGUGGUACUGGCAUGUGACGGGAUCUGGGAUGUCAUGAGCAAUGAGGAGCUCUGCGAGUUUGUCAAGUCUAGGUUGGAAGUGACAGACGACCUGGAGAAAGUAUGCGACUCGGUUGUUGAUACCUGCCUGCACAAGGGAAGUCGUGAUAACAUGAGUAUUGUACUAGUCUGCUUCAUGAAUGCACCCAAGGUUUCUGAAGAUGCUGUCAAAAAAGAUGCCGAGCUGGACAAGUACCUGGAGGCACGCGUUGAAGAAAUUUUUGAAAAAUCUGGUGAAGAAGGAAUUCCAGACCUGGUUCAUAUAAUGCGGAACUUGUCAGCAGAAAGCAUCCCAAAUUUACCACCUGGAGGUGGCCUGGCUAGCAAACGCAGUGUAAUUGAAGCAGUCUAUAACCGGCUCCACCCACAUAGGGACGAUGAUGGGGAUCGCCAUGGACCAGAAGACAGAGGAACCUCGGGAAAGUUGCUUCACACACUUCGGCAGAUGAGAAUCAAUCAUAGGGGCAACUAUCGUCAAGUGCUGCAAGAAAUGCUUUCUACUUACAGGAAAGCUGGGGAGGAAGGCGCUUCAGUCUCCCCCAGCAUUACCGUUCGAGAUGGCACCACUUCGGUUUCAGUCUCCCCUGCUCAAAAAUCCACCAGAAGAAGCCAUUCGUCCAAGUUCCUUCACAGCGACUACAGCACCAAGCAGGAAGAGCCUGGAGUAGAUCAUACAGAGUGACGCACAGCCAGAGCCAGUCUGUUGUCGUGUUAGAAGCUCCUAGAUUGUUUGGCUUUAGAGCAUGUGUAAAAUCAGUUAGCGCAGAAAUCUAGCCACCACGCUUUGUUCUCCUAUUAUUAUACCUUGUGACAUGUGCUGCAAGAUGAAUUUAAAAGCAAAAAAGAGAUUCUGCUCACAUUGGGUUUUUUUUUUUUGCAAAUUAGAUCACCAGGAGUUACAACCAGUCAGGAAGACAAAUAGGACAUGUGGUUUAUUGUUUUGCUUUAAACAAACUUUCACUUGUUUGUCUUCAUAGAAAUCAAUACAAUACAAUACAGUUUAUUUUUGUAUAGCCCAAAAUCACACAGGAAGUGCCGCAAUGGGCUUUAACAGGCCCUGCCUUUUGACAGCCCCCCAGCCUUGACUCUCAAAUCAUAGCAUGGUCUAGGAGUGACUCUGAUAUGCCUAUUCAUCAUGCGUGAUGUACAGAAGACCUGCUUUUUUAUAUUCUAGUCCUCGCUGUCUAUCUCCUUCCCUUCAGAUGUGCCAGCUGCCCCAUUCUUCACAUAUGUAAGAAUUAUGAUGUCAAAAUGAUUGGAAGGGACCCUUUCUGCAACUGCUCUCGUAGCCCCUUGCAAAGCCCCGGAAAAUGUUGACUUGCUGUUGCCACAGCAACAGCAACAACAUUAACAGCACUGCCACCCUCAUGAACCUCCCACCCCAGUGCCCAGUUUAUUUAAGAUUAGCUUUGGAUCUGGUGACUGCAGCAAGCGAGUCUUGGGGCUCUUCGGCCUUAGGGUUGUUCACCUUGAAGAGAAGAGUCGAGUCUUGCUUUAGAGAUACCAUUUCUAGUGAGUGUAGAAGAGGGCAUGCAUGGCAUCCGAUUUUUAAAGCCAGCGCUACUUUUUCUGUUCUCGGGGCCUAACGCACCUUGACUGUUGAAGUCCUGGUAUGCUGUGUCAGUGGAUUUGUUGAUGUACUUGACUGAAAAGGGCGUGGGUCAUGUUAAGUAGACCGGCCGGUUAAUUCUCUCCAAACAUUAUAAGAAUUUCUCUGUUUGCAGUUCCUCCCACCUCCCCUGUUAAUUUUGAAGUGCAGUUGCUGCUAUGAUAAGAAAUUAAUUUUGUCAAUUUUACUUUUAACACCUUUUGGAUAAUUAGUUGGUAAUGGUCCAUGUAGCUAACCAAAGUGUUUUGAAAUGGCCAGUAAUUGUGCCAAGUAAUCUUUAGCCAUAGUUUUAUUUCAGUUUUUUUGGUAGUGUCUCAGGGAUUAAUUACAAAGACAACUUAUUACCAAGUAAACACGUGAAUAUCAAUCAACAUUUAUUUAUAUAGCACAUAUGCAUACAAAAAAAUGUAGCUCAAAGUGCUUUACAAAAUGAAUAGA